This is a messenger RNA of Prosopis cineraria, 2797 nucleotides long. RefSeq names its product salicylic acid-binding protein 2-like. Gene Ontology annotation, molecular function: methyl jasmonate esterase activity; methyl salicylate esterase activity; methyl indole-3-acetate esterase activity. The coding region runs from base 1902 to 2684 and encodes 260 amino acids. Gene Ontology annotation, biological process: salicylic acid metabolic process; jasmonic acid metabolic process. The transcript is spliced from 5 exons. The record is from RefSeq and is a predicted model, not a curated record. Lineage: Eukaryota; Viridiplantae; Streptophyta; Magnoliopsida; Fabales; Fabaceae.
CCGUAUCCUUUUUUAUCUUUUAUUUUUGUUCAAGUGCUUCACUCACCACACCACUCCAUUUCUUCGACUGAGUUUUCUUCAGACUUCAUUUGUUCAUUUUCUUCGACCAGACCAGACCACUCUUUCUCCAUCUUCGACCACACUUUACUCCAUAUUUCUCCAACUCCCUUCAUUUUUGCGUUCAGAUUUUAGACACUUUCGUCCGCGCCCUCCUUCUUUUCGCCGUCGUCCGCGGAGUUUGGGUUCGGUGCUAAACUUUGGAUUUGUCGAGUCCACCAUCGUCCGCAUCCUUCUUCCUUUUGCCGUUCUGGGUCCUUCGUCCUCAUGCUUGAGUCUAGGUUUGGGUCCGUCAUCCCUGUGUGCUUAAGUUCCCUGCUGGAGAAGCCGUGGUCCGUGCAUCACCCCCUUCAAGUGGGUUCAAAUCUGGAGGUCUGUGUGAGUCCGUGUGCUCGAGUCUGGGUGGGUUCGCUCCUUUAAGUGCAUUGCUCCUUCAAGUGGAUAACUCCUUCACUUUUUACUUUUGUGAAAUCUUGUUUAACUGCAUAUUUUGUGAUCUGGAUAGCUCCUCCUCCUUCGAUGAUUCCGCAACCCAUUGUCGUGUCUCCUCCUUGUUCUAGACAGUGAUUCAGGCUCCUCUUCCUUGUUCUAACAUCUUGUCUGCGUCACCAAUUGUGUGCUCUAGAUCUGAAGCUCAUCACCGUUCCUAUUUCACCCACAUUUGAAAUUUGCUUUAACUUUUAGGCUCUGAGCUAGCUACCUCAAUCUUUGCCUUUAAUCUAGAAGAGAAAAAGGCCGUGAAUUACGUUGAGGAUUGGAUCUAUUUUCUUUACUGAUUUGAUCUAGGAAUUUUCAUAUGCUUCUAAUGCUCAGGAACUCACUGAAGUCUUGGGGCGCAUAUAUCAAAGGUUUCAUCUCUUUCCUUUGCCUUGACAUGUUCUUCAUGGAGUGGAUUUUGCUUGUGAAAUGCAAGAUGUCCUUGAUUUUUACACUCAUAUGCUGUAUUCAAUGUCUUGACUGCAGAGCUAGAAUUAUUGCUACCUAACUAACAACUAUGCUGUUUUACUUUUUGAUAAGAAGUUGAUACAUGCAUUUAGUGGGUCAAUUUGGUUAUUUUGCACUAGUAAUUUACUUUAUAAUUAUACAUAUUUGGCAAACUUGCGCCAAGCAUUCAAUAAGUAAAACUUUGAUUUUCCUUGUUUUGGGAAUAAGGGAUGCAUAUGAUUAUGUAGAUUACUAAAGUUCUGGGUGCUAUUGAUUAUUGAUUUUCGCUUGAAGUUAAUUAACUCUGGUUCAUAUCUAUUGGCAAAAUAAUAAAAAAGGAAAUGUGGCUGCUCGGCGUUUAACUGUGUAAUCUGGCCACUGGAUUAGAUUUUUGUUUCUUUCUUAAAGACUUAAUUGUAUAACCAAAAGGUUACAACCAAUAUAUCACAUGACUUUAGUAUUUUUUGUGCUUGUUAUUUCUGAGAGGCAUGAAACUUAGGAUUAGGCCCUGCAUCAUAAUCAAAUCAAGUUGAGAAAACACUUAAAGAAGCUAUGGUUCCUACAGGAAAAGCAAGAGAGGUAAAAUCCAGUUCUACAUGCCACUUGUUGUUCUUGGUUGGUUUUAGAAAAUAUGUCUCCUUAGUCUUGAGAAAAUGUUCCAAGUUUCCAGAUUGAAUUUGGAUGGAAGUUACCCUUGUUUGAAGUUGAAGGAACAGCUUUGGAGCACAUAUUUCAGAGGCUAUAUGCCUACAUAUUUGACAUGGGUGUUGAGGGAAAUUACGUCGUAGAGAUGGAUAGACCAGAGCCAAUCACAAUAUUUAUAGUAAACUUUGACAAGAUAGAAUAUGAUUGGGUACUUUUCAACUAAGUAAGAAUGGUGUUAGAUGCACUUGUUUGUACUAUGAAGCUUCUCAAUUUCCAUGGAUGCUAAAAUGAAUGAAGAAAAUAAGGACAAAAGGCACUAUGUUCUGGUGCACGGAGCUUGGUGCUGGUACAAGCUCAAGCCUCAGCUUCAGUCUUCAGGCAACAAGGUCACAGUCCUGGACUUUGCAGCUUCAGGCAUCAACCCCAAGAGAAUAGAAGAUGUUGGUAAUUUUGCUGAGUAUUCUGAGCCUCUUUUGGAGUUGUUGGAAUCAUUGCCUCCAAGCGAAAAGGUUGUUCUUGUUGGAAACAGUUUUGGAGGGUUGAGUUUAGCACUUGCCAUGGACAAGUUCCCUCACAAGAUAGCACUCGCUGUUUUCGUAGCAGCUUUUGUUCCUGAUACUCAACACCCACCUUCAUGCAUCUUGGACGAGCACGCUGAAAGAAACCAAACUAAUGGCAAUGGAAUGUUGGACAAUGAGUUACCGCCCAGUGGAAGCUUAACAUUAUUCGGACCCAAUUUCUUACGUAAGAAUCUCUAUCAACUCUGCUUCUCUGAGGAUCUUGAACUGGCCAAUACUUUGGUAAGGCCAUGUUCGCUUUUUCUUGAAGAACUGAGGAAGGCCAAGAGCUUCAGCAAAGAGGGAUAUGGGUCAGUUCCGGUUGCUUAUAUUGUGUGCAAAGAGGACUUGGCGAUUCCAGUGGAGUUUCAGAAAUGGAUGGUCCAAAGUGCUUGUAUUCAUGAGAUUGUGGAAAUCACGGAUGCUGAUCAUAUGCCCAUGCUUUCGAACACGUAUCAACUUUGCUUGGAUCUCCUCCACCUUGUUAAUAAGUAUACCUGAUUUCAUUCUUGCCUCCCAGACUUAAUUACCUUGUGUACUUUUUUUUUUGUGUUUUCCUUUUUAUUUUGAUAAAAAAGCAAAUUUACUUUUAAAUUAUAGGUCCAACAGCAUUG